Molecule: messenger RNA, 1050 nt
Organism: Rosa rugosa (rugosa rose)
Lineage: Eukaryota; Viridiplantae; Streptophyta; Magnoliopsida; Rosales; Rosaceae
Product: fatty-acid-binding protein 1
Exons: 4
Coding region: 50-910 (286 amino acids)
Molecular function (GO): intramolecular lyase activity
Source: RefSeq, a predicted model, not a curated record
AACCGAAUCAAAGAAACCACUGGCUGGCUUCACGUUUCGAGCUGAAACCAUGGUGUCAUUCCGCUUCCCCUUCUCGUUUUCUCAGCCCCCAAAUCCCACUCCAGCCACCCCUUCAUCCGCCACCUCACGUCCCUUCACCGCCGCCGUAACCCUCGCCGCCGGCGCUGCCGCAUUCGCCGGAGUCGCGGCCGUCACGCACACUAACCCCACGAACCCAUUUCUCCAGAACGCACUGAAUUUCUUCCUCGCCGAUCGCUCGCUGCCGCUUUGGGGCUCGCUGUCCCUGAACGACACUCCGGCCUCCGUCGUCGAUUCCAAGACGGGGGUGUCGUUUCCGUCGGUGCUGGACGGGACUCGGCGACUUCUGGGAAUUGGGUUGAGGAGAAAACGCGUGCUGGGGUUGAAGAACAUCGAUGUGUAUGCAUAUGGUAUUUAUGCUGAUGAUAUAGACGUAAAGAAAUUACUCAGCAAAAAAUAUGGGAAAUUGUCCCUUUCUGAACUCAAGCAAAACAAGGAGUAUAAUGAUGUACUGCUGGAAACUGAUAUAGGUGUGACUGUUAGACUUCAAAUAGUUUAUGGCAAAUUGAGCAUCGGUUCUGUACGUAGUGCUUUUGAGGAGUCGGUAGGAACCAGACUUCAGAAGUUUGGGGGGUCAGAUAAUCAAGAAUUGCUACAAAGAUUCACUUCUCAAUUCAAAGAUGAAAUUAAAAUACCACGAGGAUCUAUAAUAGAUCUGUCAAGGGAACCGGGCUAUGUACUUCGAACAACCAUUGACGGAAAUGAUGUAGGAAGCAUCCAAAGCAAACUCCUGUGUAAAUCGAUUCUGGAUUUGUAUAUAGGUGAGGAACCAUUUGAUAAACAAGCCAAAGAAGAUGUCAAGCUCAAUUUGGCCUCUGUCCUUCAGGAGUAGAUGGGAGCCAUUUAGAAGAGUCUGCACAUUUUUAUACUUUUUCUCCCGUUUCAUGUUUAAUCAUACUUAAUAAGCCUUGGAAUAUCAAAGUUCAAUCUUAAUAAACUAAAUAUCUCUAUUUCGUCAGCUCCAAUUACGUA